AUGUACCUGAUCACUGUGUUUGGCAACCUGCUCAUCAUCCUGGCCGUCAGCUCUGACUCCCACCUCCACACCCCCAUGUACUUCUUCCUGGCCAACCUGUCCUUUGUAGACAUCUGCUUCACAUCCACCACUGUCCCAAAGAUGCUUCUGAACAUCCAGAUUCAGAGAAAAGUCAUAACCUAUGCAGGAUGCAUCACACAAAUGAACUUUUUCAUAACCUUUGCAGGGAUGGAUGACAUUCUCCUGAGUGUGAUGGCUUAUGACAGGUUCGUGGCCAUCUGUCACCCCCUGCACUACAUGGUCAUCAUGAACCCCCGGCUCUGUGGGCUGCUGGUUCUGGUGUCCUGGCUGAUGGUUGUCUCCUUAUUAUAUUGUACGAUGCUUGGUGUAUACCUUAGCUCUGCUGCUACCCAGAGCUCACGGUCAAGUGCCACAGCCUCGGUGAUGUACACGGUGGUCACGCCCAUGCUGAACCCCUUCAUCCACAGUCUGAGGAACAGAGACAUAAAGAAGGCUCUGAAAAGAAUACUUGGGAUUCAGUGUUAUAAGAACCAAUCAUCCAAAGGCUGA
This is a messenger RNA of Neofelis nebulosa (Clouded leopard), 570 nucleotides long. Its product is annotated as olfactory receptor 7A17-like. The record is from RefSeq and is a predicted model, not a curated record. Lineage: Eukaryota; Metazoa; Chordata; Mammalia; Carnivora; Felidae. Gene Ontology annotation, biological process: G protein-coupled receptor signaling pathway. The coding region runs from base 1 to 570 and encodes 189 amino acids. Gene Ontology annotation, cellular component: membrane. The transcript is spliced from 2 exons. Gene Ontology annotation, molecular function: G protein-coupled receptor activity; olfactory receptor activity.